AUGUUGCCAGAGUCAGCCCCUUAUUGCCCUGAACCACUCCAAGACAUACUCGAAGAUGUCAGCAAUUGCAUCAUCCCAGGCCUGACUCAUUGGCAAAGUCCCAACUUCUUCGCCUAUUUCCAUGCAAAUGCUAGCACUGCUGGCUUUCUUGGGGAAAUGCUUUGUUCGGGUUUUAAUGUCGUUGGUUUCAACUGGAUUUCGUCACCGGCGGCGACUGAGCUCGAAUCCAUUGUCUUGGAUUGGAUGGGCAAAAUGCUUAAGCUACCAUCUUCCUUCUUGUUCUCCGGAACCGGUGGUGGAGUCUUGCAUGGCAGUACAUGUGAGGCUGUUGUUUGCGUUUUGGCUGCUGCAAGGGACAAAGCCUUGAAAGAGCUUGGAGGCUGGGAAAACAUAACCAAACUGGUGGUUUAUGCUUCGGAUCAAACGCAUUUCACUUUCCAAAAGGCAGCGAAACUCGUAGGCAUUCCCCCAUCAAAUUCUCGGUUAAUUGAAACAUCUUUUUCGACAGGGUUUUCGUUGUCACCUGAAAACCUUCGCUUCGUCAUUGAAGACGAUAUCAAAUCUGGUUUGGUGCCAUUAUUUUUAUGUGCAACCAUUGGGACAACACCCUCUGGAGCUGUCGAUCCUAUUGCAGAGUUGGGCAAAGUUGCCAUGGAAUUCAAGCUUUGGCUUCACAUUGAUGCAGUAUAUGCAGGAAGUGGCUGCAUUUGCCCCGAGCUCCGCCAUUAUCUUGAUGGAGUGGAGCUUGCUAACUCCAUCAGCAUGAAUCCACAUAAAUGGUUUCUCACAAACAUGGAUUGCUGUUGUCUGUGGAUCAAGGAACCGAAGUUGUUGGUGGAUUCAUUGUCAACUGACCCUGAAAUUCUAAGAAACAACGCAAGUAAAUCCAAAGCAGUGGUGGACUACAAAGAUUGGCAAAUAGCAUUGAGUAGACGUUUUAGGGCUUUGAAGCUUUGGGUUGUGAUUCGCCGAUAUGGUCUGGCUAACCUGAUGUACCACAUUCGAAGCGAUAUCGCCAUGGCUAAACGAUUCGAAGCACUUGUGGGAGAAGAUGAGAGGUUUGAGAUCGUAGUGGCCAGAAAGUUCGCAUUGGUUUGCUUCAGGUUGAAGCCCAAGGUGGAGGAGGAGGAUCUGAACUGUAAAUUGGUGGAGGCCAUAAAUUCAAGUGGAAGAGCGUUCGUGAGCCAUGCAGUGUUGAGUGGGAUUUAUGUAAUUCGAUGUGCCAUUGGAACAACUCUAACUCAACAACACCACGUGGAUGCCUUGUGGAAACUCAUCCAAGACAAAGCUCAAAGUUUAUUGAUGUAGUAUGAUUUAGGAAAAAAAAUGAUGUGCCCUGUCUUGUUUCAACGCCAUUCAAGUCGUUCUUUUAAUUCAACCAAAUGUGGCUAGCAGGCCAAUUGGCUGACGGAAAGUUAAUCCGUUUUCGGGAUUAGCAA
Molecule: messenger RNA, 1439 nt
Organism: Gossypium arboreum
Lineage: Eukaryota; Viridiplantae; Streptophyta; Magnoliopsida; Malvales; Malvaceae
Product: phenylacetaldehyde synthase-like
Exons: 1
Coding region: 1-1308 (435 amino acids)
Biological process (GO): amino acid metabolic process
Molecular function (GO): pyridoxal phosphate binding; carboxy-lyase activity
Source: RefSeq, a predicted model, not a curated record